AUGAAUCCAUCCAUUAAUGCCAGAGAUCUUCGUAUUUGUGAUGAUUAUCUUCAGUUUCAAAAUCAUCUAAAAGAUUUACGAAAACUAGACGAUUUAAUAAUCAACACACUGAAUACAACUGUUCUUACAGCUACAUUUCGGUCUCAAGGUUCUGAUGCUACCAAGCAAUGUCAACAACUGGGAGAUGAAAUUGCAACGCGUACAGCUUAUCGAAACGAACUCAUUUCAUCAUGUUUAUCUCGCACUAGCGAUUUAAUGGCGCAAAGUGAUAUUAGUGAAGCUCAACGAAAAGCAUUGAUAUUUCAACGACGUCAAUUGCAAAAUGAACGUAACGUCGAAGAAAUUGUGCGUACAAAUACGGAAAAAGCCUUCUAUGAACGUUGUCGUGAUUUUUACACUCCUUCUAAAACUGCAGCAGUCCCUCCAUAUAAGAAAUGA
Molecule: messenger RNA, 438 nt
Organism: Adineta ricciae
Lineage: Eukaryota; Metazoa; Rotifera; Eurotatoria; Adinetida; Adinetidae
Source: the annotation of a GenBank genome assembly